Nelumbo nucifera (sacred lotus) is the source of this 1875-nucleotide messenger RNA. NCBI's taxonomy places the organism in Eukaryota, Viridiplantae, Streptophyta, Magnoliopsida, Proteales, Nelumbonaceae. The record is from RefSeq and is a predicted model, not a curated record.
AUGCGAAGUAAUGCAUCUUCUUCAUUUCAACCCAAACACAUGUCAAUUUCACUGUGGAGCCAGAGACGCAAACUCGUUGAUCUCUUGCAGUCUCCCUCCACCACUACCAAACAGCUCAAACAAAUCCAUGCUCAACUCCUCCUCCAAAAUUUAUUGCCACAUUGUUCUCUCUACUCGUACAAUUCUGUGCUCUUGGGGUAUGCAAACUCGCCCGCACCAACCGAUGCAAUCGCUUUCUUCGCGACCCAAAUGGGCCAUCUUGCCUGGAACAAGUUCACCUUCCAGUUCCUUCUUAAAGCCACUUCCAGGUCAAAGUCAAUUAUCCACACUGCCCAAAUCCAUUUAAUGGCUUUAAAGCUUGGAUUUGGUUCUUACAGUAAUAUUAUGAACGCAAGCCUUCAUUGCUACGUAGAGUGUGGUCGGAUAGCUGAUGCACAAAAGUUAUUCGACGAAAUGCCUUGUAGGGACGUUGUUUCGUUCAAUUCGUUGAUUCAUGGAUAUGCUGAAUUGGGGAAUAUGGAUUUAGCGUUUCAGCUUUUUCAACAGGCUCCUGCUCAGAAUGUCAUUACUUGGACUGCCUUGGUGGUUGGAUUGUCCAGGAAUGGUGAUAUAUUUGCCGCUAGACACGUCUUUGAAGAGAUGCCUGAGAGAGAUUUGGUUUCUUGGAAUGCCAUAAUCUCUGGUUAUGUGAAAAAUCAGGACCCAGUUGAGGCCUUGCAAUUGUUCCGUCGUCUGUUGACUGAGAACUUGAAACCCAAUUCAAUUUCCAUAUCUACUGCACUAUCGGCUUGUGCGAGUCUCGGAGCUUUGGAGGCUGGAAAGUGGAUCCAUGUUUUCAUUAACAAGAAUCGGUUUCGGUUGGACCCGUUUUUGGGCUCUGCGCUGAUUGACAUGUACUGCAAGUGUGGAGUUGUGGAAUUGGGUGUUGAGGUAUUUUGGCGUUUAGGCGAGAAGAACUCUUGUACUUGGAAUGCUUUGAUCAAUGGGUUGGCCAUGAAUGGCCAUGCUGAACUAGCCUUGCAGAUGUUUGACUACAUGAGGACUGAUGGUCUUUGUAGACCAGAUGAAGUCACCUUUGUUGGAGUCCUCUUGGCUUGCAGCCAUGGAGGGUUUGUGGAGGAAGGCAGGAGGCAUUUCUAUUGCACCUUAAAAGAGUAUGGGGUUACCCCAGUACUGGAGCACUAUGCUUGUUUGGUGGAUCUUCUUGGACGGGGUGGGCUGCUAUUGGAGGCAGAAGAGGUUAUAAGAACUAUGCCAAUCACACCUGACGUGGUUGUUUGGAGAUCUCUUCUGGGUGGUUGUAUACUUCACAAGGAUGUCAAAUUGGGUGAAAGGGUUCUUCUAGAAAUGGAAAGUUGCAGCAGUGGGGACUAUGUGCUUCUGUCUAACUUAUAUGCUUCAGUUGGGAGAUGGAAGGAUGUUGAGAAAGUAAGAAAGAUCAUGAAGGAUAGAGGGAUUGAAAAGGUACCUGGUUGCAGUUCCAUUGAGGUUGAUAACAUGAUCCAUGAAUUUAUCUCUGGUGACAAGUCUCAUCCUAGAUAUACAGCGAUCUGUGAGAAGUUGGAGGAGCUGGGUAGGAAGAUGUAUGAGGAUGGAUAUUCAGCAGAGACUUCUGUGGUGUUAUAUGAUAUAGAAGAAGAAGAGAAAGAGCAGGCACUGGAGCAUCACAGUGAGAAGUUGGCAAUUGGGUUUGGCCUUAUUAGCACUGUUCCUGGAUGUACUUUCCGGAUUGUAAAGAACCUUCAGAUUUGUACUGACUGUCAUACUGCAACCAAAUUUAUAUCAAAGAUCUGCAACCGGGAAAUAGUGAUUCGUGAUCGAAUCAGGUUCCACCAUUUCAGAGAUGGAAUUUGUUCUUGUAAUGAUUAUUGGUAG